GACCACAAAAUAUUAUUUUAUAAAUUAUUUAAAAGAUGCAUACAUCAAUCUACGUGUGCCUGAUUUCUAUUGUGUUAUGCUACCCAAAAAGUAUUUUAUGUUCAACAUGCACUAAAAAUUCUUGCAGCAUAUCAGAGUUAGGAGGAUGCAUAAGAGACAUUUCUAAUAAUGUUCUAGAUGCAUUAACAAGACCUCAACAAACUAUUCAUUGUCAUCUCGGUCCCAGAGAUUGUUCCGAAAUUAAAAAAAACGGCAUUAAUAAAUCUGGAAUUUAUAGAAUUUGGCCGUUGAACUGGCAAAUCUAUGGUAGUUUCUUGGUUUACUGCGACAUGGAAACCGAUGGUGGGGGUUGGACGAUUUUUCAAAGGAGAGGAAGAUUUGAUCAGCCAAAAGACUAUUUUUACAAAAAUUGGAUUGAUUAUGAUGUCGGAUUUGGUAACUUAAGCCAGGAUUUUUGGAUAGGAAAUGAAAGAAUAUUUUCUUUAACGAAUCAAGGAAACUAUUCCCUUAGAAUUGAUAUGAAAGACAAAGAAGGUAACGAAGCUUAUGCGUUAUACGACGAGUUCUGGAUUGAAAACGAAAAGCACCAUUAUAGACUUCAUAUUUCUGGUUAUAAUGGAACUGCUGGAGAUUCUUUGAGUAGACAUAACAAUGCGAAAUUUUCCACGAAAGACAGGGAUAACGAUUUUUCAAACAAUAGCUGUGCGCAACUUUACAAAGGUGGAUGGUGGUACGAAAACUGUCAUUUAUCUAAUUUGAAUGGUCUUUAUUUCGAUGGUCCUCAUGAGUCCUAUGCUGAUGGUAUAAUCUGGUAUACCUGGAAAGGAUAUCAUUACUCUUUAUCUGAAGUCGAAAUGAAAAUACGGCAAGUUUAACAAAGGAUAUUCAAAAUAUUUUGAAAGUUAAAAUAUAUACAAUUAAUGAAGAAGUAUUUAAAACCUUGGCACAUAAAUAUAUUUUUUUCAAAAAGCAAAAAACUCUUUCAGAAUUGAAGUUAGGAUUACUUUCUCAUAUGGAACCUCAUAAGCUUUAUUAAGACUUUGCAUGUAAGAUAAGAUAUAUCAAUAUAUACUGUUUAGACGCAGCUUUAUAUUAGAGGUUAACAGCAAAGUAUUGAUUUGAGAAAACUUGGAAAAGCAUUAAACUUUGUUCGUAACCACAAAAAGUGCAUUUAUUCCUUUUUAAAAUCACAAGACUUUAAAAUUUAAAAUCUGAAUUUUAUAGUAAAAGUUUUAAAUGUCUUUUUUUAAUUAUAUGAACAAGGCAAAGUGUUUAUAAUAAUCUGAAUUUAUGUACUUGAAUUUACCUGUAAAUAUUUUAAAUAUAAAUUUACUAUAUUACAUUAUAUAUAUAUUACAAUAUAGUACAACACACUACAAUACAAUUAUAAUAUGCAUAUUUUAUACUACAUAUUAUGUAUAUACUGUACUUGUAUAUUACAAUAGCAAGUCUUAUUAAUCAAAUGUUUCACAGAUGGCAUAAAGUCAGCCCCCAUGCAUUUGGAUUAUUGAUGCAUUGCAACUGUUGAUGACCAUUCUAUUCUGAAAGAUUAUUAAAUCAUUUUACUUCAAUUAAUCCUACUUAUGGUUUCUAAAAAUAAUGCAAGUUCAGUGGUAUCGAACGUAAAGAGCAUUUUACAUUUAAUAUACGCUUAAUUUUAAUUUAAUUUAUUCAGAAUUUUUCGUUCUAUAACUGUUGGGUUGAAUAGUUUUAUGAUAAUUUGUUGGCAAUCGUCUUUUGUACGCUAUCGUAACGUUUGUCAAAUCGUAUGUUUAAAAUUAUGUACAAGUAUUACUGAACGGUAUAAAAAGUAUGUUCAGUAUGAUAUAAGAAGAGUCGUAAAUGAGUAAAAUUAUUUUAAAAAGUUCAAUACACAAAUCUAAAAUAAAACAUUUAUUUAGUAUUAAUUUUUUCUUGUACAGUAUUUGUUUGUACUUAUUGAGUACUAUUGCUCAUUAAAUUCAAGCCUCCUCUGAACAUUUAAAAAAG
Molecule: messenger RNA, 1989 nt
Organism: Centruroides sculpturatus (bark scorpion)
Lineage: Eukaryota; Metazoa; Arthropoda; Arachnida; Scorpiones; Buthidae
Product: techylectin-5A-like
Exons: 5
Coding region: 36-875 (279 amino acids)
Source: RefSeq, a predicted model, not a curated record